UUAUGGGAAUUUUAUAAUGUAGCAGAGUACAAGAAUAAAGUUUUUAAGAACUGGUCCGAUAAUUAAAAAUCAUAAUGCCAAAUUUUAAAGAUAAAUCGCAUAUUUCAAGGGGAAACUCUCAAAAACGUAGAUCUAAAUCUUCGAAUUACGCCGAAGUGGAUAUACAUAAAACUAAUUUUGUAUCAAUACCAAACACCAUUAAACUUAGUAUGCUGAAUAGUGGACUUCUUUCUUUUGAAAAAAUUAGGCUAGAGGCACGAGAUGAGAACAACUCUUUAUCAAAAACUAUACCUCAUUUUCCAAUAAGUAAAGCACAUUUUCUUAAGCUGUGUGAUUUGCGACGAAAAUUUCCAGUGCUUUAUAAAUUAGAGUUUCAAACAGCCACUAGAAUAGAAACAAAUAUGUGUAGACAUGCAUUAAGGAAAAACAAUCAUGAUAAAAACCAGAAUUCAAAAUGCAUUCCUUACGAUUACAACCGCGUUGUACUAAAAAAGAAAGCAGCAGUUCCAGAUUCAGAUUACAUAAAUGCGUCUUAUGUUGAUAGUCUUUUAAAACCAAAUGCGUAUAUUGUUUCACAAGGUCCAGUCGAAGAAACUGUAAAUGCGUUCUGGCAAAUGGUGUGGCAAGAGAAUAUUAGUGCCAUUAUCAUGCUUACUAAAACCUUUGAUUUCGCUAAGGUAAUGUGUGUUCAGUAUUGGCCACCAAAUAUGGAAAUACAUGAAACGUAUGGUGAUAUACAUAUAAACAUUAUACAUGAGGAACAACUAGCUAAUUUUCACAUCCGGACCUUUCAUUUGUAUAAAGUCAACGAACUGAAAGAAAUCGUUAAUGAACGUCUUAUACUACAAUUCCAUUAUACGGAGUGGUAUUCUCAUUCAUGCCCUUUUUCAAAUGCACUUUUAGAAUUUAGGCGGCGGGUACGUUUGGUUGUUGGUAAUAUUAUUAAAGGUGAUGAUAUUAAAGGACCGAUGUUAGUUCAUUGUAGCGAUGGAGGAGGUAGAUCCGGUGUGUAUUUAUCCAUUGAUGCUAAUCUGGAGUUAGCGGAAGAAGAAGAUUGUUUCAACGUGUUCGGUUAUUUAAAGAAGCUGCGUCAAUCAAGAAAAGGUCUUGUAGAAAAUGUGGAACAAUAUAAAUUUAUAUAUGAUACCCUAGAAGAACAUGAAAUAUGUGGAAAAACAUGGUUUCCAGUAUCGGAAUUAUCUGACCGUCUAAAGGUAAAAGCCCGUCGCAAUCCUUUAACAAAAAUGAAUGAAUAUCAAGUAGAAUAUGGUCAAAUCUGUAAGCAAACUCCUCGAUUUUCAAUAGGAGAUUGUGCUGGUGGUCAUAGAGCUGACAACAGAGAUAAAAAUCGUGAUGUGCUUUGUGUUCCUCCGGACAAUUUUAGGCCGUACUUAACCUCUUUUCAAGGUAAUGCUUUUACAGACUACAUAAAUUCUGUGUUUGUAGAUGGAUAUACUAAACCAAGGGAAUACAUAGUAACAGAAUGGCCAUUGAAACACACAUUAGGAGAAUUUUGGUCUCUUAUUUACGACCAUGAAUGUUCUGUUGUUGUAGUGCUAUGUCAACCACCUGUUAAUUCUCAGAAUUUUCCAUCAUUUUGGCCACAUAAAUCAAAAAUGGAAAAAUACGGACCAGUCUUUUCGGUUCACAAUAUUUCAUAUAAAAAUUAUACCAAUAUCAAACAAUGGGAAUUCAAAAUAAAUAAAAAAAUUGUGUCACUGACUGAAAUGAUGGCAGGUGUCAAAGCUCCAACAAAAGCUGUUCAGCUUUUUCAACUUACAUGCUGGCCAAUGGGACAUAAAGUUCCUACUUCUACUAAUUCUUUAGUUUACCUAAUGAAUAUGGUAGAGCUUUGGAGACAAAGAGUUGAUUACGGUCCAGUUUGUGUUGUUUCCCCAGAUGGAAGAAGCCGUGCUGGAGUGUACUGUGCCGCUAAUGCUUGUAUUGAACAGGUUAUUCAACAUGGAGAAGUUGAUGUGUUCCAAGCAGUGAAAACCGUCCGACGACAUCGGCCGCAACUUGUGGAAAAUAUGACGGAAUAUAAAUACUGUUACGAUUUAGUUUUACAUUACGUCCUUCAUUUUCUAAAUAAAACCAAAUAAUUGUAAAGAAACGCUAAUACCUUCUUAAGUAGGUUUAAUAGUUGUAUUAUAUAUAUAUGUGCUUCAAUAAAUACUUGGACGAAAACAUUUA
Messenger RNA from Bactrocera tryoni, 2193 nucleotides. It is a transcript of the gene Ptp36E, whose product is annotated as receptor-type tyrosine-protein phosphatase kappa. The record is from RefSeq and is a predicted model, not a curated record. NCBI's taxonomy places the organism in Eukaryota, Metazoa, Arthropoda, Insecta, Diptera, Tephritidae. Gene Ontology annotation, molecular function: protein tyrosine phosphatase activity. Gene Ontology annotation, biological process: protein dephosphorylation. The transcript has a single exon. The coding region runs from base 75 to 2102 and encodes 675 amino acids.